Messenger RNA from Ascoidea rubescens DSM 1968, 1835 nucleotides. RefSeq lists its product as uncharacterized. Bases 78 to 1673 code for a protein of 531 amino acids. The transcript has a single exon. The record is from RefSeq and is a predicted model, not a curated record. NCBI's taxonomy places the organism in Eukaryota, Fungi, Ascomycota, Saccharomycetes, Ascoideales, Ascoideaceae.
GUAUCUGCUUCUCUUAUCGCUACCACUUAUUCUCAUGUCAUGAGCAGCGACGCAAACUACGCUAUUUUAUUUAUAAAAUGAACACCUAUAACCAACAUUUUCACAAGUUUCGACUUCAGGACACUGCCAGUCAAAACUAUGAUCAACUCGAUAACAGCAAUUUGUCCAGCAGCUUAUCCAAUAGUUUCGAGACCGGCUCCUCUAAUGACAAUGCUUCUGAUGAUAUUAUCGACACCACUUUGAUCCAAAAUUACCUUGCAACAAAUAUAAAUAAUAUCGGCAUCAGUAACAUUGAUGAUAAAUUGGCUGCCAUUGCUAAUAGAAAUACCACGCUUGGUUCAACCACAGCGAUCUCCCAACUCCCACCAACUUCUAAAUCAACUUAUCAAGAUGACAUAUUUGACAAUUCUAAUACAACUAAAUCCUUUCCAAAUUUGCCAAAUAAAAAUCUGGAGAUUUUAAACACACUGCCUGAUAAUCCAAAUACUUUUGAUAGUUUCAAUUACAAAUUAAGCAACAAAAUUCGUCCUACCUAUGAUCAAUUGACCUCCAAGUUCAAAAUUUCCAAGGAAAGUUCCUUUUUCUUUAACUCUUCAAAUAACACACCAACAAAUAGUAAGAUUUCCAAUACUCAAAUUCGAAACAUCAAUAAUAUAAAUCAUAUCCAAAAAAGGAAGAAUUCUUCUAAACCUUACAAAAACUAUGUUUUGUCUUUUAGUAUUAAUGAAAAAGUUAUGGAUCCGGAAAAGGCUUCAAAUGUUACAAAAUUCAGGCCAACUAAAUUAAUAGAUAUGACUCUAUUAGAUGAUUCAGCUCAUGUGCCAUAUACACCAACAAACUUAUCUCAAAACAAUGUUAUAAACAGAUCUAAUUUUGAAAAUCCUUUUAAAUUAUGCACUUUAUGUUCGAAUGUAAUAAAACCAGAUGUUAUUGAUGAUAAUAAAAAUAGCAAUAACAAUAAUAAUAACAAUAAUAACAAUAAUAAAAUUGAUGAUUUAAGCAAGUUCAACUAUAACUCACGUAUUUGCUUAUUGUGCAAGUCGAACUUUAACAAUCAUGUUGUUCAAAAUGAUUUUUCACUUGAUUGUAAAUACAAACUUAAUGAUUCUUUUUAUUAUAAAUUCAAAAUCAAUGGCUCUUUGCUAUUAAAUGAUUUUUCCUUCUUCUUAGAUCUCCUAUCAAAAAACAGCUUAUCUGAUACUAAUCUAUUUAUACAAGUGGUAUUUAUCGAUUUAAAUGUUAUAAAUGGGUUUCGCGAUAUCAACUCCUCUAAUAACUCAUCCGAUAAUAUCUUCAAUAAUAUACAUAACUACCCAUACAAUAAUAACGAUAACCCAGACAACCAUUCAAAUAAUGAUUCUAGUGAUGAUUCAAUUGACAGUUCCAAAGUAGUCUUCAACUACAUUAGAAAAGAUUUGAGAGAAAAGAUCAAUCAGAAAUCAAAACUCAACUGGGUAGUAAGGACAAGUUUUAAAUCAAAUUCAAAUAUUUAUACUGUUAAGUUUAACUGCUCGCAAGAUAAGAAACUAAUUCGGAGUUCUAGAGGCAAAGGUAAAAGAGUCCAUUUAAAAGAUUUUUCAUCUUAUCACGAUUGUAAUUCAAGUUUACAUAUCAAAAUUGUUUCUGAUAAUGGAUUGGUGACUUUAUGCUAUAAGCACCAUUCGCAUUAUUAAUCACAUCUUCCAUAUUCUAUUUUUUUUUUUUGGAACAUAUAUUACUUUAUAUUGUAUUACAUUGUAUUAUACUAUAUUAUAUUAUACUAAUAUAAAACUUAAAUGAUAUGGCAAUGACCUGUAUGAAUAAGUGAUUUUGUAGUUUUAAUAGAGCAGAUAUUC